Orussus abietinus is the source of this 5310-nucleotide messenger RNA. It is a transcript of the gene Imp, whose product is annotated as insulin-like growth factor 2 mRNA-binding protein 1. The transcript is spliced from 6 exons. Lineage: Eukaryota; Metazoa; Arthropoda; Insecta; Hymenoptera; Orussidae. The record is from RefSeq and is a predicted model, not a curated record. The coding region runs from base 707 to 2557 and encodes 616 amino acids. Gene Ontology annotation, biological process: regulation of gene expression; nervous system development. Gene Ontology annotation, molecular function: mRNA 3'-UTR binding. Gene Ontology annotation, cellular component: cytoplasm; cytosol; nucleus.
UCGCUGGAUAUAUCCCGUGUACCGGCUGGCACGCACGCUGCCGUUUUCACGCAGUGUGCCCCGCGCGCGCGAAUUCUCAUUCAUUCCCGGUGAGUCCAAAAGUACCGCACGUCGCACGCGCGAGAUCACCACGCAGCCAUAAUUCUCAGUCACUUCCCCAAGGACCACUUUCGGUAUCGGAAUUACCCAGGAACCUCCCCAAAUCGGAUACACCGAUAUACACAAGUAUACCUAACCUAUAAGAACACCCGGAACCAUCCAUCGAGUACCGGUUGUCGACGGCGAUCUACGGCAACCUUCGGUAACCCGGCACGCUCUCCUCGAGGCAUAUCCAACGUGCUCCGCCGCGUCCAGGGCGCCAUACGGACGGCAGAGGACCGGCGACCGAGACCAGCCGCCACGAGGAAGGCCGAACCUUCUCGAACGAACGACCGAGGAGCGUCCGGAGGAAUUUCGCGAGUGCCUCCUGGACGGAGAGUCGGCGGCCGUUCCCGCGCUGACCGCUGGUCGAUCCUAGUGCGCCGAGGCUCCGCGAUCGCCCGUGGCGCGCCUGUCGCUCCGCGAGGCGGCGACACUGCCGACGCGCCCGGUGGGACACCCUCGAGGGACGCCCUCGCCGACUACACUCGGCUCCGUCUACGACUAACCUGGUGCUCGAUAACCUCGACGCGUCCCCCGAGACCGACACGCGCGGCCAAAACGCAUCAUGGCCAUGGAAAAGUUCCCCGAGGCCGGCAUCCUUCAGCAGGAGAUGGAGAGGCUCGAGAUCGAGGAGAAGACCGCCGAGGGAACGAGCGGCGGCGCCGGUGCCAAAGUGUUGGUCUCCAAUCUGCCGACCUCGGCCACGUUCCAGGACAUCGAGCUGCUCUUCUCCACCUACGGGCCCGUGCAGAACAUCGAGACCAUCAGCUUUCGGGACCCUAACACCCAAUCGGUGAUCCUCAGCUAUGAGACGCAGGAACAAGCGCAACAGAUCGUGAACCAGUUUAAUGGAUACGAGUACGAAGGCAACCAGCUGAAGGUGGAAAUGUCGGCUCCGGAAAGCCGACGAAGAGGGCGCAGCCAGCGCGGGGGAGUCCCCCUCUCGGGUCGGCAGACCGACUUCCCAUUGCGCAUCCUGGUGCAGUCGGACAUGGUGGGCGCCAUAAUCGGGCGACAGGGCUCGACCAUUCGACAGAUCACUCAGGUGACCAGGGCCAGGGUCGACGUGCACAGGAAGGACAACGUAGGCUCCCUGGAAAAGGCCAUUACCAUCUAUGGGAACCCGGAGAACUGCACCAACGCCUGCAAGAAGAUCCUGGGGGUCAUGCAAGAGGAGGCGACCACCACGAACAAAGGGUUUGCAUCGGCCUAUUCUGCGGAAAAUCUGUCGCGCGAGGUUAGACCGGAGACCUCACGAGGAUCUUUUAAAUCCCUUAGCGAGAUCACCCUGAAGAUCCUGGCGCACAACAACCUGAUCGGGCGCAUCAUCGGCAAGGGUGGCAACACCAUCAAGAGGAUCAUGCAGGAUACCAACACCAAAAUCACCGUCAGUAGCAUCAACGACAUCAGCAGCUUCAACCUGGAGCGCAUCAUCACUGUGAAGGGCACCAUCGAGAACAUGAGCAAGGCCGAAGCCAUGAUCUCCAACAAACUACGCCAGAGCUAUGAAAAUGAUCUUCAGGCCAUGGCGCCCCAAAGUAUGAUGUUCCCUGGUCUGCAUCCAAUGGCGAUGAUGUCCACUGCCGGGAUGGGCUACAGCUCGCGAGGACCUGGACUAUACGGCUCGGGUCCUGCUCCUUAUCCUUAUCAAGGCAGCUUGCCGACUCAACAGGGAGUCACUGCUGGCGACACUCAAGAGACUACCUUCUUGUACAUUCCCAACAACAGCGUUGGCGCCAUCAUCGGCACCAAGGGGUCGCACAUCAGGAACAUCAUCAGGUUCUCCGGCGCCAACGUGAAGAUCGCUCCUCUGGAACAGGACCGAGCAGCCGAUCAGCAGACCGAGAGAAAAGUUACCAUCGUGGGCUCGCCUGAGUCCCAAUGGAAGGCGCAAUAUUUGAUCUUCGAGAAGAUGCGCGAAGAGGGCUUCGUCGCCGGCACGGAAGACGUGAGAUUAACCGUCGAGAUUUUGGUGCCAAGCGCUCAGGUCGGCCGGAUAAUCGGAAAAGGCGGACAAAACGUAAGAGAGCUUCAACGCGUGACCGGAAGUAUCAUAAAGCUUUCGGAGCAACAAGCCACGCCGCCAGCUGCCGACGAGGAGACAACGGUCCACAUCAUUGGGCCCUUCUUCUCCGUUCAGUCGGCGCAAAGGAGGAUCCGGUCGAUGAUCCUGCCGUCAGGGGCCCCAGGAAGUGGAACGGGAGGCAUAGGCUCUCGCGCUGGACGUGGUAGCAGCCAAGAAGGUGGAUCCCGUUCCCGGCGCGACGGCAGCGCCACCUCGCAGCAGGGCGCCGGCUCGUCGCAGCAGGACUCGGCGGGACAGCAGAGCUCGUCCUCGAGCCAAGGCCAGCAGCAGCCGUCGCAGCAGCAGCAACAACAGCAGCAGCCACCACAGCCGCAGCAGCAGACACAGUAACGUUGAUGAAACUCACCUGACGCCAACCGACGCCUCACAGAAUCCGUUUUAUUCGGCCGGGGUGGCCGCUCGUAGCUCUGAAACACUCGUCGAGGUUAGGGCGCAUCUGCGGAUCCAUCGCGCGAACCAGGAACCCAUCGGUUUCCCUCCAUCGACUCCGAACGCGAGGAUCAGGCCCUAGAACCACGGAGGAUCGGCUCUCCCUAGAGCGCUGGGUUCACGUCCGAGGAGGACUUCCGUUCGGUCCAGCCGGACACUCGAGGGUGUCGCUAAAACGACCUCCGGCAACGUAGCGAGCUUCGACAUUGUUCCGAAUUUGUUAAUUGUAAUUUUUUGGGCAAAGGGCAAGGAAAAAGCCCCUAGAGAUGUUUCGCCGAAGCGGACGCCUUCCAGAGCCUGCGGGUCGUUGGAGUGACGUCCUCGAGGUCGCGCUCGGCCGGGACUCUAGAAUCAGGGUGUCUAGGUUGUAAGAGGUUUAGGAUCGCGCUCGAAAUUGUAAGAAUCGGACGGAAGUCGGCGCGCGUCUCCUGCGACGUCGCUCCGCGGGGAUCCGCGGGCGUCGGCGUCGGUCUACCGCACCGGAGGAACGUUCCUCUCGUGCCACGGCGCCCUCGUAGGGACCCGAGCUUUUCCGUGUCUGCGACCACGGAGGUGCGCUCGGACGAUCGGUUUCACGGCUUGGCGAAUCCACCCCGCACUGACAUAAACGAUGGAAAGGAUGAAACCACACACACACAACCUUAUUACCUCAUUGAUUACGAUAAAAGAUUUAAAUACGAUAAACAAACGGGAAAUAACGAUGGAGGAAGAUAGGAGGAGCGAGACGAGAAAUAGUAAACCAACUAAUCUAACAAGAGCUACCUAAUAUUAAAGUUAUAAUAAUAUACAGAGAGAAAGAGAGAGCGAGCGAGCGAGAGAGAGAGAAAGAGAGAAAGAGCGAGAGAAAGAUGAGAGUUAAGAGUAACGAUUACAUUACCUUACGUCUGUUACUACUACGGAUAUGCUAUCAUUACUACUAUUACUACGAGGAAGCAGAUGCUAAGCUAGUGCUACUACUACAUUGCCGAGAGAGAGAGAGAGAGAGCGGUCUCUUUUGUAUUAAUUGUAGAUGCAGUUUGUAAAAUCGAUGAAACUUGGAACAGAGACACGGGGUACAUCCUCGGGACCGGGGAAGCGUCCUCGGAGCGAAGGACUCUACCAUGGCAGUCGAAGACGUACUCGAGGGCGCGUCCAAGCACAGGGAGACGCUGGGAAUCAUGAUCGAGACCUAGAGGAACACCUUCGAGGUGACGUGAACCGCCGUCGCGCAACGUAAUACCAAAGAGGAGAGUUUUCAUGUUGCACUAAGCGAAGUAUGGAGGAGGAAAGUCUGCAGGGGGUCGAGCCCCGAGACUGGCGUCUCCACAGAAGUUCCUUGCAAGAGCCGCGACGGGACCAGGAGUCUCCUUCGAGGGUGAGGUCGACCCUGGCACUCCAAGUUCGACGAAGCCAGAAGGAACCGGCAGGAUGCUUCACCGGAGGAGAUGAACCGCGUCCCGCGGUGUGUACUCGUGCCGGAAAGAGAGGACAGAUAUCCGUCAAGUGGAAAACGAAGAAUCGGAAGGGGAGGAGGAAGAGCAGGACACAGGAUAUAUACGCAUACCGGGCACCCAGGAGUUCCGGCCGCAGAACCGACACCUCCCAGGUGCGCUAUGUCCACCUCCGUCCGGCGAGGCGGCGGGUGGAAAGAGGAGCCACAAAACGUUUUUCAGGGAUUUUUAUUUUACCAUGGAUGUAAUAGUGUGUGAGUGUGCGUGUGUUGAAUAAUACUAUUAAUUAAUAAGUAAUUAUAAUUACUGAUUAAGAUGGUAGAGAGGCAAGGAUACAAGAGUAUUUAAGGUGUCUCCGAGGCUGCCGGGAGCGGAUCUGUCAGUCAGGAGACACGUGGACGGCCCCUGAUGCGCGACCAGGUUCCACUUCCGGUCCCAAGAGUUCCCACCCCCAAGUGGACACGCCGAUGGCUCGAGGAGGAUGCGAGCUGCGAUAUCGAGCAGCGCUCCUGGUCCGGAAAAGACCGAUCCAGGAAUUUUGUAGGGUGACCGUUCCCACGACACGAGCCUGGCGAAUCGACGUCGCCCCGAGGAGGAUGCCGAUGAACCUCGGGCACCGAUGGGGAACGGGCGCGCGGGUGGCCUCCAAAACCGGUGACAAAAGAAAAAUUGAAAUUGCGUCGAACUAAAUGGGACAACUCGAAGACAGUUGCCGCCCGGGCGAGCCCGCCCAGGGUGGUCUUUGGCUGGCGACCAAAACUAACCAAAUACAUCGGACUGACGAACCAUGGGGCCGCGACCUCAGCGGAGCGGCCGCAAGUUUAACCCUUCACUCGUACCGUGAGGCUCCUCGCGAGUUCGCACCUCGGCGUCACUUCCGGCCCCGGAAAGCCGGAAGCGACGCGGCCGAAUCAUUCUCGGCACGAAUAUGCGCUUAGUACAAAGAUAUGGGAGUUUAACGGGGAAAGGAAAACUAGAAAGAGGAGAGUAGAAGAAGAGGAAAGGAUGAUUUCAGGGUCUCUCGCGAAGGACGCGGACGCGAAUAUCGACUCGAGCUGGUUGCUGAAGGAGAAGCCGAAGAGGAGCCCGGAGGUCGCUUCCAGAACGGAAGCACUUCCGGCGUUCCGGAAGAGAGGACACCGCGACGUCGGGCGGCACCAGAGCCCCCCUCGGACGAGACGAAGCGGAUGCUGAAGAGCGGGUCCGUCGUCAGCGGAGGCCGGG